UAAGAGGGUAUCGUAAUUGAAUGGUUGGACACGGAAUUCUCUCACACCGAGAUCUCCGUAUCAAUCUUCAGUCUUUCCUUUCCACUUUUCCGUUUGGCUUUCCCCAGCUUACAUGCUCCAAUCAUGAUGUUCAAAAUGCACAUUCUUACGUUCCUGUUUGGUCUUUUCCACCAAACGCUCGCCUUCAAUAAAUCCAGUGUAGAUGAAUUGGCAGCUCAUUUCAGUGAGGCUCUCUCACCUGGGUCUCAAGUCUGGCUUCCCAGUAGUGCUAAUUACACUUCCGCAAUAACUCAAAGAUGGACAAUCUAUCCACCAGCCGAGCCUACAUAUAUUCUUGCCCUGAAGCCAGCGCUGCCUUCUGAUAUUCAAAUUAUUAUUCAAUUCGCAUCAAACCACAAUAUCCCUUUUAUGGCAACAGGAGGAGGUCAUGGAUACUCGGCAACAUUGCACAGUUGCAAGAAUGGAAUCGACAUCGAUUUAGGUUUCUUCCACGAUAUCGAAAUCGACAAAGAAGCAAGCACGAUCACAAUUGGAGGAUCUAUCAAGUUUGGGGAACUCCUAAAACCAUUAUUCGAUGUUGGAAAAGAGAUUCAAACAGGAUUAGCAGAAUGCGUCGGUGUUGUUGGAGCAACAUUGGGUGCAGGGCUCGGACCAUAUACUGGCAUUCACGGUCUAGUAAUCGAUGCUCUGCUGGAGGUGAAGUAUGUCACCGGAAACGGCGAGUUGAUCACAGCAUCUAAGACAGAGAAUCUUGAACUUUUCUGGGGAGCUAGGGGAGCUGGUCAUCAAUUCGGUGUUGUCUAUGAAGCCACAUAUAGAAUACAUGAUGCCACUAAUAAUGGGGAGCUGAUAGUAGCGACCAUGCGAUUUCAUUCGAGCGAUAGUGCAUCUUUGUGGGAAAUAAUGAAGGAUAUUGGAAAUGACCAACCCAGAGAAAUGUCAUUGGCCGUUCAAGUAAACUGGAAUGAUGAUUUCGGUGGUCUCAACAUUGUAGUAAACGCAAAAUGGGUCGGACCGAUGGAAGAAGCCCUCAUCGCGUUUGCUCCUUUUUUAUCCCUCGAUCCCAUCCAAAGAAGCAUAUCCCAAGUCCCCUGGACCUCCAUUUACGGCUCAUCUGUUCUUGGCGGCGGCAGUUCUAGCUGUGAUCGCGGCGCAAAGAGUAGUAAUUGGGCCGUAAAUCUGUACACCAUCUCUACUCCAGCAUUCACCCACACGCUCCAAAAAUUGGCAGAAUUUUACUUUAAUUUUCCUUCAUCAAGAACGAGCGUUUGGUCAAUUGAAAAGUUUGCCAAUUCAGUAACUCUUUCGACACAAGACAAUGAAACGGCAUAUCCUUGGAGGAAUACUACAAUCUAUACAUUCGUCGCUUUGCAAGUAAAUGGCGAUUCUCAAGAUGAUGCUAUAAAUGCUUUUGGUGCUUCUUUCCAAGCCGAGAUGGCUAAGUCUAGUGGGUAUGAUGAUUUGAGGGUCUACAUCAAUUAUGGUCGGGAUGAAGGGGAGGAAGUGUGGUAUAGUGAAGGAAAAUUACCGAGACUGAAGGCUCUGAAAAGGAAGUAUGAUCCAAUGGAGUUAUUUAGUCACUACAAUCCUGUGAAGAUUUCUGAGCAGCCUGAAAAAAGUGUCGAUUAUGGACACUUGGGAAGGGGGCUAAAAUAA
Molecule: messenger RNA, 1656 nt
Organism: Botrytis byssoidea
Lineage: Eukaryota; Fungi; Ascomycota; Leotiomycetes; Helotiales; Sclerotiniaceae
Exons: 4
Coding region: 124-1656 (510 amino acids)
Molecular function (GO): oxidoreductase activity; FAD binding
Source: RefSeq, a predicted model, not a curated record